This is a messenger RNA of Ochlerotatus camptorhynchus, 7689 nucleotides long. RefSeq lists its product as uncharacterized. Gene Ontology annotation, cellular component: nucleus. Bases 37 to 6504 code for a protein of 2155 amino acids. Lineage: Eukaryota; Metazoa; Arthropoda; Insecta; Diptera; Culicidae. Gene Ontology annotation, molecular function: protein binding; transcription cis-regulatory region binding. The record is from RefSeq and is a predicted model, not a curated record. The transcript has a single exon. Gene Ontology annotation, biological process: positive regulation of transcription by RNA polymerase II.
UUACUAAUAGAUUAUUCUUUUCUUUCUAGGGAAAUAAUGGAGCCCACCAAGGACCCAUUGGCCUAUGCAUGGGGUGGCAAUACUGGAAAUCAUGGCAACAAAUACAAAGAAGAUUUAACGUUGGUGCUGUUUGAGCGAGCAUCUUUCGGGAAAUCAGAAUUCAAACUUGCCUCAGAAAUGAAGGACGCUGGAAAAUUUGAUGGCGUAGUCAUAAUUUUCGAAGAACAGGAGGAAAUGUGGUUAAUUCAAACCAAACACAAAGGCAGCUCAGGUGAUACAAAACCAUUAUCGUUCGACAAUUUUUUUCCGAAGAUGUUCAAGGAUAAUCAAGAUUUUGCUCUUGUGAAGUACAUACAGUCAUAUUUAGAUGUCAUUCAAAAAGAUGUAUUCAAGAAGUAUAAGAAACGAUUUUUUAUCCUAACCAAUAAAUCAUUAGACGUUAGCGAUGAAAAGCUUAAGGAAUUGGUGGACAUCGAGAUCUGUGAACAAAGUGAAGUGAACCCAAUAAUGAAGUUAGCUAAAUCCGACAAUUGCUACAUAAGAUUCAGACCAAAAGAGGAUAACAUUGAAGAAUUACUGAAUUUGCUGAACACCGAAAUAACUGCCAUUAGGGAUGCAAUCAUUGAACUCUUCAAAAGUGGAAAAGUUUCGGACAUACUGACAAAGUACAAAACACAAUUGCAGAAGAUCCUGACAGUUUCAUGUGGAAAUCUAAAGUUCACCGAUAAUUUCUUAAACCAUCAGGUCAAUACCUCCCAUCUAUGGUUGUACAAUGAGCUACGAAAUAAGAUUCAUAAAAAAUCAACGGUAAACAUAGAAACAAAUCAAGCGAUUCAAAAUCUGAUGAAAGGUAAAUCUAGGGACACACAACUACCUCUAUAUAUAAAUGAAGAACGCGUGAGCAAGUUCUUUCAGCAUCUAACUUUCUGUGUAGACCAACCAAAUGAUCUAAUGACAACCGUCAAGGAUGAUCUUCGCUCAUGGAUGAGAACUUGGAUUCUACCGGACAAUCUUGGCAAAGCACAAUUAGAGCUGCCUUUCUUUAAAUUUUAUCAAUGUUUUAAAGAUUGGAUCAAUCUUAGUAGUGACAAGCAUACACAAAAGAUUUACUUAACUGGAGCCGAGGGACGUAAGUGUGUCAAAGACAUAACGGAAGAACUGAGUCAUAAUUUAUCACAACGUGAAAGCGAGUACAUAGGAAGAAAAUUAAUUGCAAAUAAUCAUAUUGUAAGCGACCAUGAUUUCAUCAAACGAUUAAUAGACGACCCAGAAGAGAGCAAAUUUUCUCUCUUCAUCGGAGAGCCUGGUAUGGGAAAAACAACUAUCCUCCAAUACAUUGCCUUCGAAGUUCAAAAGAAAUCCGAUAUUGAUGUGUUCUUGAUAUAUUUGAAUAACCUACAGGAAAUGCUCAAAACGGGCUGUGAAAACUUAGAAACGGUUUACACAAUUCUUAAACCGACUCUUUCAAAAACAAGCUUGACAAUAUUAAAAAACAAUCUAGAAAGCAACGCAAAUCGGUCUAUAAUCAUAUUUGAUGGGUUCGAUGAGAUCACUUUUCAUGACGAGGCAAUCGCCAUGUUUAAGCAAAUAUUGUCAAAGAAGAAUAAUCGAGUGAUUGUAAGUGGAAGAUAUCAUGUCAAAUGUAUUCUUGAAACAACUUUUAGAAUAGGGGCAAUCAGAUUGAUUCCAUUUGAAAAAGAUGCACAAAUGAUGUUUUUGAAAAAUUCAUGGAAAGCUUCCGAUGAUUCAAUGGAAUUUAAAAUUUAUUCAACUCAAUUGCUCGAAAAAAUAUACUCGGACAUAACAAGCGAUGAGUAUGAAUUCUUUGGAAAUCCACUUAUGAUUCGAUUGUUGGCGGAAGCAUAUUCUGAUGAUUUCCAACAAUAUGUAAAUACUGUUCCAUAUAAACGUGUACAAUAUAUUUUCGCGGCAAAAAAUUUUAAUGUUGUCUCAUUGUUUAAAAAGUUUGUGCAGUUUUCGUUUCAAAUAAAAUGGAAGAAAAAUAGAUACCAAGAUGCCUACCAAAAUUUUGACAUGCAAAGUAAUGAAGAAGAGAAGCGUCAGUUGAAAUACUUUAUUAUUGAGCAUCAAAUAGUUGCCUGCCAUCAGAUUAUUUGGCAUAGCCAUCAGAAAGUAAUCACAUCGGCUGAACACGAAAAACUUUACAAUGACCUCCAAAUAAGAAUCAAAAAAGGAAAAGAGCGCUCUCCUCUAUUUAAUAUUUCCGAUGGCAAUAUUAGAUUCAUACACUUAUCCUUUGCCAAAUUUUUUGCUGCGAUGUAUAUAUAUGAUUAUAUCCAAAACUGCAAAGCAAUUUUGUACGAAACACUUGUGGAUCAUGAAACAGUCCGAAGAUUUUUUUUUAAGCUAACUGAAGAACAGUAUUCACAACAAUCAGAGCAAAUGAUUGUUCUGAGCGAUAUUUGUAAAAAAAAAGCUGAGGUUGCAUUCUGGGCAUGUGAAGCAAGUUCAUUAAAAGUGUUAAGGGAACUGCUACAAAAGAAUGAUUUCAAAACUAGAAAACACGAAAAAUAUGGAUCUUUAUUACACACUGCGACGUAUGCUGGUAAUUCUGAGCUGGUUUUAUUUCUACUUGUUUAUGGCAUCGAUGCUAAUCUGAUCGCCCAUUUUGAGAUAUUUCAUGGUUAUGAUAAACACCUCAAUACAAGUCCUCUGCACAUUGCAAGUAAAAAAGGACAUCUUGAAAUUGCUAAACUUCUCCUCGAUAGAUCUUCAUAUGUGAAUCUUCAGGAUGAAGAAAAAAGAACACCUCUCCACUAUGCAAGUGAAAAUGGUCACUUAGAAAUUACUAAACUCCUCCUCGAAAGAUCUGCAGAUGUGGAUCAUCAGGAUAAAAAUAAUAGAACACCUCUCCACUAUGCAAGUGGAAAUGGGCAUUUAGAAAUUGUUAAACUUCUUCUCGAUAGAUCUGCAAAUGUGGAUCAUCAGGAUGAAAAUAAAAAAACACCUCUCAAUUAUGCAAGUGAAAAUAGGCAUUUAGAAAUUAUUAAACUUCUUCUCGAUCGAUCUGCAAAUGUGGAUCAUGAGGAUAAAAAUAAUAGAACACCUCUCCACUAUGCAAGUGGAAAUGGGCAUUUAGAAAUUGUUAAACUUCUUCUCGAUAGAUCUGCAAAUGUGGAUCAUCACGAUGAAAAUAAUAGAACACCUCUUCACUAUGCAAGUGAAAAUGGGCAUUUAGAAAUGGUUAAACUUCUUCUCGAUAGAUCUGCAAAUGUGGAUCAUCAGGAUGAAGUAAAAAGAACACCUCUCCACUAUGCAAGUGAAAAUGGGCAUUUAGAAAUUGUUGAACUUCUUCUUGAUAGAUCUGCAAAUGUGGAUCAUCACGAUGAAAAUAAUAGAACACCUCUUCACUAUGCAAGUGAAAAUGGGCAUUUAGAAAUGGUUAAACUUCUUCUCGAUAGAUCUGCAAAUGUGUAUCAUCAGGAUGAAAAUAAAAAAACACCUCUCCAUUAUGCAAGUGAAAAUAGGCAUUUAGAAAUUAUUAAACUUCUUCUCGAUCGAUCUGCAAAUGUGGAUCAUCAGGAUGAAGUAAAAAGAACACCUCUCCACUAUGCAAGUGAAAAUGGGCAUCUAGAAGUUGCUAAACUUCUUCUCGAUGGUUCCGCAAAUGUGGAUCAUCAGGAUGAAAAUAAAAAAACACCUCUCCACUAUGCAAUUGUAAAUGGGCAUCUAGCCAUUGCUAAACUUCUUCUCGAUAGAUCUGCCAAUGUAGAUCAUCAGGAUGAAGAAAAAAGAACAUCUCUCCACUAUGCAAGUGAAAAUGGGCAUCUUGAAAUUGCUGAACUUCUCCUCAAUGAAUUUGUCAAUGUGGAUCAUCAGGAUGAAAAUAAAAAAACACCUCUCCACUAUGCAAGUAAAAAUGGGCAUUUAGAAAUUGCUAAACUUUUCCUCGAUCGAUCUGCAAAUGUGGAUCAUCAGGAUGAAAAUAAUAGAACUCCCCUCCACUAUGCAAGUGAAAAUGGGCAUCUAGAAGUUGCUAAACUUCUUCUCGAUAGUUCCGCAAAUGUGGAUCAUCAGGAUGAAAAUAAAAAAACACCUCUCCACUAUGCAAGUGUAAAUGGGCAUUUAGAAAUUGCUAAACUUCUCCUCGAUCGAUCUGCAAAUGUGGAUCAUCAGGAUGAAAAUAAAAAAACACCUCUCCAUUAUGCAAGUGAAAAUGGACAUUUAGAAAUUGUUGAACUUCUUCUCGAUAGAUCUUCAUAUGUGAAUCUUCAGGAUGAAGAAAAAAGAACACCUCUCCACUAUGCAAGUAAAACUGGGCACUUAGAAAUUACUAAACUCCUCCUCGAAAGAUCUGCAGAUGUGGAUCAUCAGGAUAAAAAUAAUAGAACACCUCUCUACUAUGCAAGUGAAAAUGGGCAUCUUGACAUUGCUAAACUUCUUCUCGAUAGAUCUGCAAAUGUGGAUCAUCAGGAUGAAAAUAAAAAAACACCUCUCCAUUAUGCAAGUGAAAAUGGACAUCUUGACAUUGCUAAACUUCUUCUCGAUAGAUCUGCAAAUGUGGAUCAUCAGGAUGAAAAUAAAAAAACACCACUCCAUUAUGCAAGUGAAAAUGGACAUUUAAAAAUUGUUGAACUUCUUCUCGAUAGAUCUGCAAAUGUGGAUCAUCAGGAUGAAGAAAAAAGAACACCUCUCCACUAUGCAAGUGAAAAUGGGCAUUUAGAAAUUGUUAAACUUCUUCUCGAUAGAUCUGCAAAUGUGGAUCAUCAGGAUGAAAAUAAAAAAACACCUCUCCAUUAUGCAAGUGAAAAUGGACAUUUAGAAAUUGUUGAACUUCUUCUCGAUAGAUCUGCAAAUGUGGAUCAUCACGAUGAAAAUAAUAGAACACCUCUUCACUAUGCAAGUGAAAACGGGCAUCUUGAAAUUGCUAAACUUCUCCUCUAUAGAUCUGCAAAUGUGGAUCGUCAGGAUGAAGAAAAAAGAACUCCUCUCUACUAUGCAAGUGAAAAUAGGCAUCUAGAAAUUGCUAAAGUUCUUCUCGAUGGUUCUGCAAAUGUGGAUCAUCAGGAUGAAAAUAAAAGAACACCUCUCCACUAUGCAAGUGUAAAUGGGCAUCUAGCCAUUGCUAAACUUCUUCUCGAUAGAUCUGCCAAUGUAGAUCAUCAGGAUGAAGAAAAAAGAACAUCUCUCCACUAUGCAAGUGAAAAUGGGCAUCUUGAAAUUGCUGAACUUCUCCUCAAUGAAUUUGUCAAUGUGGAUCAUCAGGAUGAAAAUAAAAAAACACCUCUCCACUAUGCAAGUAAAAAUGGGCAUCUAGCCAUUGCUAAACUUCUUCUCGAUAGAUCUGCAAAUGUGGAUCAUCAGGAUGAAAAUAAAAAAACACCUCUCCAUUAUGCAAGUGAAAAUGGACAUCUUGACAUUGCUAAACUUCUUCUCGAUAGAUCUGCAAAUGUGGAUCAUCAGGAUGAAAAUAAAAAAACACCACUCCAUUAUGCAAGUGAAAAUGGACAUUUAAAAAUUGUUGAACUUCUUCUCGAUAGAUCUGCAAAUGUGGAUCAUCAGGAUGAAGAAAAAAGAACACCUCUCCACCAUGCAAGUGAAAAUGGGCAUUUAGAAAUUGUUAAACUUCUUCUCGAUAGAUCUGCAAAUGUGGAUCAUCAGGAUGAAAAUAAAAAAACACCACUCCAUUAUGCAAGUGAAAAUGGACAUUUAGAAAUUGUUGAACUUCUUCUCGAUAGAUCUGCAAAUGUGGAUCAUCACGAUGAAAAUAAUAGAACACCUCUUCACUAUGCAAGUGAAAACGGGCAUCUUGAAAUUGCUAAACUUCUCCUCUAUAGAUCUGCAAAUGUGGAUCGUCAGGAUGAAGAAAAAAGAACUCCUCUCUACUAUGCAAGUGAAAAUAGGCAUCUAGAAAUUGCUAAAGUUCUUCUCGAUGGUUCUGCAAAUGUGGAUCAUCAGGAUGAAAAUAAAAAAACACCUCUCCACUAUGCAAGUGAAAAUGGGCAUCUAGAAGUUGCUAAACUUCUUCUCGAUGGUUCCGCAAAUGUGGAUCAUCAGGAUGAAAAUAAAAAAACACCUCUCCACUAUGCAAGUGUAAAUGGGCAUCUAGAAGUUGCUAAACUUCUUCUCGAUAGUUCCGCAAAUGUGGAUCAUCAGGAUGAAAAUAAAAAAACACCUCUCCACUAUGCAAGUGUAAAUGGGCAUCUAGCCAUUGCUAAACUUCUUCUCGAUAGAUCUGCCAAUGUAGAUCAUCAGGAUGAAGAAAAAAGAACAUCUCUCCACUAUGCAAGUGAAAAUGGGCAUCUUGAAAUUGCUGAACUUCUCCUCAAUGAAUUUGUCAAUGUGGAUCAUCAGGAUGAAAAUAAAAAAACACCUCUCCACUAUGCAAGUAAAAAUGGGCAUUUAGAAAUUGCUAAACUUCUCCUCGAUCGAUCUGCAAAUGUGGAUCAUCAGGAUGAAAAUAAUAGAACACCUCUCCACUAUGCAAGUAAAAAUGGGCAUUUAGAAAUAGCUAAACUUCUCCUUGGUCCUUCUGCAUCAUGAUGAAAGAGAUCACAAUAUUGAAAAACAAUCUAGAAAGCAACGCUAAUCGGUCUGUAAUCAUAUUUGAUGGUUUCGAUUAGAUUACUUUUUAUUUGGUAUUUGUAAAGGCGAACGUCAUGGCAGUGCUGUGAUAAAUAUUCGAUUAAUUAAGUGUAAAAUUGUGCUUGUGCUAUACCACGAAUAGAUCCUACGUGUAGUGAUGUCCGAUUUUCCCAACUAAUCGAUUAUUUACUAAUCGAUUAGUUUUUUUUUUAUUGAUUGUAGUCAACACCGAUUAAUCUGCGUGAAAUAAUCGAUUAAUCAAAUAAUCGAUUAAUUUUAACACUACCAACGUCUCUAAGAAGGUGUUUUUACUAGCUGUAGAUUAUACAUCCUUGAUUCAUGGGUAAAUUAUUGUUUCGAGAUAUAAUAAUUCAAUAAAAUACACUUUUACUCUUUAAUGCUUAUUAACAUUCUUAUUAGAGAUAUAGUGAGAAAAAAGACAACUUGCAUCUUUACGACGAAUUGAUUAUGUCUUUGGACUGCAAUAUCAUUGUCUAAAAAAUAAUACUUACUCAAACCGAACAUCUUCUCCAACAGAUUGUAGGAAUAGUAUCUAGUUGAGAUGCGGGCCAGACAAACAGUUUUUAAUUAAUCAUUUUGUCAGGCUUCUGCAUUCAUUUUCCAUCAGAUGUCACUGCUGUUGUUUGCGGUGACAUCUAACGGAAACUACGCAUAAUAUGUUUUCCGUUCAUUGUUCACAGAAGACAGUGCAGUGCAAAACUUUGACUUUAAAUGAUCUAUAUUUCUUGAAUUUGUGUGGUUUACAUGUACAACUUAUCAAGUGACACAUAUGCGUCUUUUCAACUUUAGUUCCUUUGAAAUUUCAAUUAUUAUUAAUUACAGUUCCUAGUCCUAUCAGGUCUGUUUUAGAGAAUGACUAUUUAUGACUACUAUUUACAACUACAACUAACCUACAACUACUAUAUACACCUAAUCUACUAUAUACAAAUUGCUUAUUAGAGCAUGUUCUGAUAAAAUACAUUUUUGUGAAAAUUUAGUCUUAAUUUUGUUAAUUCUGGAAUCUAUUUUGGCAAUGCCUGCCUCUUCGUGUAAAUUUGUUAUUCUAGUGUCAAAAGGACGAUCAAGAACCAUCCUCAGCACUCUAUUCUGAGUGACCUGAAUUUUGUUCCUGUGAGUCUUUGC